AUGUCUGGCCCCGUUGCCUCGAAUUUGGUGCUGCUGGGUGACUUGCCCGCAUGCGCGCAGGGCAACAAAGUCCGCUUUCUGGGCUGCAUCGAUGACUACGUCACUGAGACCGCAACACUGCGCCUUAAGCACAACUACCCGACAUCUAGCCCGCCCGUCAUCGCGAACCUCGAUGUCCAACACGUACUGGAGCGCAUCAAGCAUCUCGACGUAGAUAUCGGCACAUGGCUCAACGUCAUCGGCUAUGUCGAGCGCAGGAAGGAGCAGGGCGUCUUUGUACAGGCCGUCACUGUCUGGAAUGCCGGCAAUGUCGACCUCAAGGCGUAUGAGAAGGCCGUUGAGGCGCGCAAGGCCGUUGCGUAA
This is a messenger RNA of Alternaria arborescens, 363 nucleotides long. RefSeq lists its product as hypothetical. The coding region runs from base 1 to 363 and encodes 120 amino acids. Lineage: Eukaryota; Fungi; Ascomycota; Dothideomycetes; Pleosporales; Pleosporaceae. Gene Ontology annotation, molecular function: single-stranded telomeric DNA binding. Gene Ontology annotation, biological process: telomere capping. The transcript has 2 exons. The record is from RefSeq and is a predicted model, not a curated record. Gene Ontology annotation, cellular component: CST complex.